CUCCAUCCUCCCUCCUCCCCUGCCCGGCCCCAUCCUCCCCACGCCAGGCCCCCCGCCCCUGCCGUCAUCACGCUCCCGGUGUCUUCUCCCGUCUUGGCACUUUCCUUCGGAGCCAUCCUUCUGCACAAACUUUGAUGGAGAAUUUCAUACCGCGCUGGAAACAUGCCGGUUAUGAAAGGAUUACUGGCGCCGCAGAACACCUUCCUGGACACCAUCGCCACCCGCUUCGACGGAACACAUAGCAACUUCAUCCUCGCCAACGCCCAGGUGGCGAAGGGUUUCCCCAUAGUCUACUGCUCCGAUGGCUUCUGUGAACUGGCUGGGUUUGCCCGGACGGAGGUCAUGCAGAAGAGUUGCAGCUGCAAGUUUUUGUUUGGCGUUGAAACCAGUGAGCAGCUGAUGCUUCAGAUAGAAAAGUCACUGGAGGAAAAGACAGAGUUCAAAGGAGAGAUUAUGUUCUACAAAAAGAACGGGUCUCCAUUUUGGUGCCUAUUGGAUAUUGUCCCUAUAAAGAAUGAGAAAGGAGACGUGGUCCUUUUUCUGGCUUCCUUCAAAGAUAUAACGGACACAAAAGUGAAGAUUACUCCAGAAGAUAAAAAAGAAGACAGAGCCAAAGGAAGAUCAAGGGCAGGGACCCACUUUGACUCAGCCCGAAGGCGGAGCCGAGCUGUCCUUUAUCACAUCUCAGGACACCUGCAAAGAAGAGAAAAGAACAAACUGAAAAUAAAUAAUAAUGUUUUUGUAGAUAAACCAGCAUUUCCAGAGUAUAAAGUUUCUGAUGCAAAAAAGUCCAAGUUCAUCUUGUUGCAUUUUAGCACUUUUAAAGCUGGCUGGGACUGGCUGAUUUUGCUGGCGACGUUUUAUGUUGCCGUGACUGUACCUUACAACGUGUGCUUCAUUGGAAAUGACGAUCUCUCCACAACCAGGAGCACCACGGUCAGUGACAUCGCUGUGGAGAUUCUCUUCAUUAUAGAUAUUAUCUUAAAUUUCCGAACAACUUAUGUCAGCAAGUCUGGCCAAGUUAUCUUCGAAGCGAGAUCCAUUUGCAUCCACUACGUCACAACCUGGUUCAUCAUUGACUUGAUUGCUGCCUUGCCCUUUGACCUCCUGUAUGCUUUCAAUGUCACAGUGGUGUCUCUCGUGCAUCUCCUGAAGACAGUUCGGCUGCUGCGCCUUUUGCGCCUCCUGCAGAAACUGGACCGUUAUUCCCAGCACAGCACCAUCGUCCUCACCUUGCUCAUGUCCAUGUUUGCACUCCUUGCACACUGGAUGGCAUGCAUCUGGUAUGUCAUCGGCAAGAUGGAGAGGGAAGAGAACAGCCUCCUGAAGUGGGAAGUUGGUUGGCUUCAUGAGUUGGGAAAGAGACUGGAGUCUCCAUACUACAACAAUACGAUGGGGGGCCCGUCCAUCCGAAGUGCGUAUAUUGCCGCCCUCUACUUCACCCUCAGCAGCCUCACCAGCGUUGGGUUUGGUAAUGUGUCUGCGAACACUGAUGCUGAGAAGAUCUUCUCCAUCUGCACCAUGCUGAUUGGUGCCCUGAUGCACGCUUUGGUGUUUGGGAACGUGACAGCAAUCAUACAGAGAAUGUACUCCAGGUGGUCUCUGUACCACACCAGAACCAAGGACCUGAAGGACUUCAUCCGUGUGCAUCACCUGCCCCAGCAGCUCAAGCAGAGGGUGCUCGAGUACUUUCAGACCACCUGGUCAGUCAACAAUGGAAUAGAUUCAAAUGAGCUUUUGAAAGACUUUCCAGAUGAGCUGCGCUCCGACAUCACGAUGCAUCUGAACAAGGAGAUCCUGCAGCUGUCCCUGUUUGAAUGUGCCAGCCGGGGCUGCCUCAGGUCUCUGUCUCUCCACAUCAAAACCUCCUUCUGUGCUCCAGGGGAGUAUCUGCUGCGUCAAGGGGAUGCCUUGCAGGCCAUCUACUUUGUGUGCUCGGGCUCCAUGGAGGUUCUGAAAGACAGCAUGGUGCUGGCUAUUCUUGGGAAAGGAGAUUUAAUUGGAGCAAAUCUAUCAAUUAAAGACCAAGUGAUCAAGACGAACGCUGAUGUGAAGGCGCUGACCUACUGUGAUCUUCAGUGCAUCAUCCUCAAAGGGCUGUUUGAAGUACUCGACCUUUACCCAGAAUAUGCUCACAAAUUCGUGGAAGACAUCCAGCAUGACCUCACAUACAACCUUCGAGAAGGGCACGAGAGUGAUGUCAUAUCAAGAUUGUCGAGCAAAUCCACAGUCUCACAGUCAGAGCCCAAAGGGAAUGGCAGCAUCAACAAGACACUCCCAUCCAUUGUGGAAGAGGAGGAGGAAGAAGAGGAGGAGGAGGGUGAAGAAGAGGAGACCACCUCCCUCUCUCCCAUCUACACAAAGGGAUCCUCUGCCUUACACAGCACGAAGAUCGGGAGCAAUAACAGUUACCUAGGUUUAAGCUUAAAACAGCUGGCCUCGGGGACAGUGCCGUUCCACUCGCCUAUCAGAGUCUCCAGUGCCAACUCCCUGAAAACCAAGCAGGAGGCGCUCCCACCUAACCACACCAAGAGGAAAGAGAAGAACUUGAAAUUGCAGCUUACUACUUUGAACAGCGCCGGACCCCCAGAUCUCAGUCCAAGGGUUGUUGAUGGAAUUGAAGACAGGGACAGCUGUGAAGAAAGUCAGACGUUUGACUUCGGUUCUGAACGAAUCAGGCCAGACCCCAGAGUUUCCCCGCCCCUUGGAGACCCAGAGAUCGGAGCUGCUGUUCUGUUCAUCAAGGCUGAAGAGACCCAGCAGCAGAUAAACAAGCUCAACAGUGAGGUGACAACAUUGACCCAGGAGGUCUCCCAGCUAGGUAAAGACAUGAGGAACAUCAUGCAACUUCUAGAAACCAUCGUGUCGCCUCAGCAACCAUCCCGGUUUUGCUUCCUGCAUCCCAGCCCCAUGUGCCCCUCCCGGGAGAGCGUGCAGACCAGGGUGAGCUUGAGCGCACACCAGCCCUGCCUACACUUGCAGGCAGCCGGAGCACAGCUCUGUCGUGGUAAUGUCACCUCCAACAUCUGGGGUGUGGGUCCCUCCUCCGUGGGGAGCAGCCCCCAAAGGACUGAAGCUCCUCAGCCCAGCCCCACAGACAGUGAGCUGUACCGCUCUCCGGACCUUGACUACCCGUCCGGUUGCCGGGUCAUCCAGGAAGGUCCCUUGCCGUUCCUAAGGUGCAUCUCCCCACACUCCGAUACCACGCUGACGCCUUUGCAGUCUAUCUCGGCGACCCUGUCGUCCUCCGUCUGCUCUUCUUCAGAAACGUCUUUGCCCCUGGUUCUCCCAAGCAGAUCGGAAGAGGACAGCUUCACCCACAGACCCGUGAGCUCCUUCAGUCUGGAAAACUUACCGGGCUCUUGGGACAGGGAGGCGAUGGUGUCAGUGUCUACCGAGCCCUUGGAGAGCUUUCCGGUGGAGGUUGUCACAAGCACAGCUGACGUAGAAGACAGCAAAGCCAUACAGGUAUGACGUCAGCACACAGGACAGGCUGCCAGCGCCAAGCCCGCUGCUGCACGACGGCUCUGCCGUGCCUUCUUCGGCCUCUAUUGGGCACGGAGGCUCGGAAAUUCUGCAGAGGGGAGGACGGGGAGUCGGGGAACGGCAGAGCCACCCCGUACCGUAGCACACGAUUUCUAGAUCUUAGAAGCAUCAUGCAACCCCUUUUCUGUACAGGUAUUAACUUACCGGUCUGUGUGACAGAUUUGGGUAAAUGUCUGAAGACCCUGAGGGUCUGCGCAGCUCGAAAUCCCAGACGAGGAGUGUGAGGAUUAGUUUUGUCGUAGGCGGCUUUUGUGAAGUGCAGCAAAGGCUUUUCCUGAGUGCCUGUUUGUCGUUACUAAACAGUAUCCACACCACUGUUGGCCUCGGGAGUGCUCGGCUCCCGCUGAUCUAUUUUCCUUUUCGGGAAGGCAGAGGGACAAUUAUCACUGCGUGUCAUCUCCUAGACAAUCAGUCAAAUAGAGCUGGUGGCCAGUGGUUAGCUAUUCGCACGUUAUUUGCCAUGUAAAUGAAAUGUCUUUAUUUAUCGAAAAAAGAAGUUAUUUUUAUAUCCUUGGUAUGAAAUAUGUAUUUAAACUAUUUAAAAUAUUUAUAAAGAAAUGAAUGUUUUCCUUUCAUUUUGGUAAAAAAGAAAGCUUGCUGUUUUAACAAGAAAUGCACUCCUGUUAUGUAUAGUAGAUCAAAAAUUAUUUAUUAUUAAGAGGAUGUAGUUUCAAAAGGAAUCCCCUUUUAUCUGCAUGCAAAAAGAAAUGUACCCUCACACUUCUGGAUUACAAAAGAAACAUGAAGUCAUAUUUUAUUAAUGAAAUAAAACAUGGACUCAGUGUGAACUCC
Molecule: messenger RNA, 4338 nt
Organism: Nannospalax galili (Upper Galilee mountains blind mole rat)
Lineage: Eukaryota; Metazoa; Chordata; Mammalia; Rodentia; Spalacidae
Gene: Kcnh8
Product: potassium voltage-gated channel subfamily H member 8
Exons: 16
Coding region: 163-3474 (1103 amino acids)
Biological process (GO): potassium ion transmembrane transport; regulation of membrane potential
Cellular component (GO): membrane
Molecular function (GO): voltage-gated potassium channel activity
Source: RefSeq, a predicted model, not a curated record